UACUAAAAUAACAAAUAAUUCUACUUAUAGUUUAAAUCAUUAUAAUUUUAUAUUUUCAUUUAAAUGUACUUUAAAUGUACAUACAAUAUUCGUUAAGGAGCCUUGACUCUGACCCCAAUUACGUGACAAACCGUUAACUAAUAACAAAUUCCUUAGCGGGAGUGGGUCAUGCAGCGUUCGUGUCGUAGUCUGUUUAGUAUAUUUAUGUUAAAUAUUGACUAUAUAUAACAGCCAGUCAAAGGUAAAAUUUAGAUAUCUGUGGGCCUACACGAAAACUUGCUGCUAUUCAUAGUAGGGUGAUAGGUAUUAUGAUGCCGUUUCACUGUGCAUUGCGAGCAGUUCGGAGCGGUGCACGAAGGUAUGUAAGCGCCGGGCGGGGUACCAACCAGCCUGAAAGCCCACUCCGCCGUCUUGUGCGCGAUGCCAGCGCUUUCGGUGAAACAAAUGCUCGUGAUGGUGACUUGGCCUGGGCUACACAACCUUAUGCAGUCAGUGACCCAUUACGACCGCCAGCGCCUGAGGCCGCCGACCCUCGUGACUCCACUAUUUUGUUGUUUCCUGGCCAAGGCUCUCAGUAUGUUGGUAUGGGAAAAUGUCUGGAUACAAUUCCCACUGCAAUGGAAUUGUAUGAGCUUGCAUCUUCUAUAGUGGGAUGGGACGUUCUGCGAGUCUGCCGAGAGGGGCCCGAAGAGGAGCUGGCGCGACGUUGCCAGACUGCAGUCCUAGUGACGUCGUUGGCCGCCAUUGAACUGGCUCGCGAAACACGCCGAGGCGCCCUCGAACGCGUGCGGGCGGUCGCCGGUUUCUCGCUCGGCGAAGUAGCCGCGUUCGUGUUUGCGGGCGUGCUGCCUCUGGAACAGGCACUGAGGCUGACGGAGCUCCGCGCCGAGGCUAUGGCUGCGGCGGCGAGGGAGCGUGCCGGCGGAAUGCUCACCCUGUGGCUGGCGCCCGACGCGCGACUGCCCGCCCUUCUUCGCUCCGCCCGCGAUCGGGCGGUGUCGCCGGCGUUGCCGGAUCCCGUGUGUCAAGUCGCCAAUUUUCUCUAUCCCGGUUGUAAAGUGAUAGCUGGAGAUGAGCAGGCUUUGCGGUGGGUGGAACGCGAGGGCCGAGCCUGGGGCGUGCGCCGAAGCGCCAGAGUGGGCGUGGCCGGCGCUUUCCACACGCCGCUCAUGGCGCGCGCCGAGGCCGUCGUGCGCAGCGCACUGGAGCACUGCACAGUAGGCGCGCCUCGCGUAACCGUGGUGUCGGGCGUGGACGGAAAGGCAGUCUCCGGCGGAGCCGCCGCUCGCCGCCGGCUCGAGCGCUUCACGGCCGCGCCCGUGCGCUGGGAGCAGACCCUGCACGCGCUGUACGCGAGGCCGCCCGACACGCCGCAGCCGCUCACUCUGGCAUUGGGCCCGGGCCGCGCGCUUCGCGCCACUCUCAAGCAGGUCAACGCGCGCGCCUGGGACGCCUCCGUCCACGUCGACGUGUAGCUACGGUCUACUUCGGAUCGCUAAUCUCUUAGAAUAAUAAAUCUAUGUUAUGUACA
This is a messenger RNA of Pieris brassicae (large cabbage white), 1531 nucleotides long. It is a transcript of the gene beg, whose product is annotated as probable malonyl-CoA-acyl carrier protein transacylase, mitochondrial. The record is from RefSeq and is a predicted model, not a curated record. The coding region runs from base 309 to 1475 and encodes 388 amino acids. Gene Ontology annotation, molecular function: transferase activity. The transcript is spliced from 4 exons. Lineage: Eukaryota; Metazoa; Arthropoda; Insecta; Lepidoptera; Pieridae.